AAUACCUCGAGUCGCGCUUUGUGUCAAUGCCGAGUUCAGGUGCUGAUGGGCGGUGCCCUUCUCAUGAAUCUGAUCUAAACCAUCAGAUUGGGUCAGACGCGCCCGUCACCACGUUCAAAGCUUCUCUAACUGCAGCGACGCCUGACGACGACAGAGAUUGGUGUGUUUGCUGCUGAAGCCAGCUGUUCUUCGUGGUGGUGCUGCUUUCAUGGAGCUCCAGAUGUUACAGUGGGUGGUGGUGUUCAGCAGCUGGAGUGUGAUGAUCACGCUGUCGCUCCUGAACCCGCAGACACGGAUCAGCAUUGAUGCUGUUUUGAGCCGAGUGCUGUCCGGAGGACGCCACGAUCUCCAAACAGACUCCAGCGUCUGAACUCUUCGCUGAGUCUUCAUCAGAGCGUGACGAUGAUGCGGUCACGGGCUCUUCAUCGCUGUUUUACGCCCACAGUCUCUCACUCGCAGCUGAGCCCUCUACAUCGCCUCGCUGGGCGGCAGAUGGUGAACAGCUUUAUUACAGUUUUCGAGGGUUUUUUGCUGAUUCAUUGAAACAUGCCACUGACAUCAAGUUUCUUAGUUCCAACAUUAAAACUUUUCUGUCAACUUCAGGCUAUAAAUGACCUGUUUGUAGGAAAAGACCUGAAAAUCUGGCGAUGCUCUUAUGAAGAAAAACGGAGAAACUCUCAGCAAAGAGCGACUCGUCAGCUCAGCGACAGACGGCGACCUUUGGCCUCGAUGAUACGAUAUCAGACCACCAUAGUCUGCUUCAGGAAACUGAAGAUUCAUCAUCACUCCGUGUGGAGCGAGUUAACCCGAGCGGGUUUCACAGAGUGGUCGGUCUUUGGGUUCAAAUACACCCGUUCAUGUGAAUCCUGCGUGAUAAAGAUUACACUGCUGUGAAGUCCUGCCAGGUAUCAGCCAAUCAGAAGGUCUGAGGACAGCUGCGAGUGGAUCAACAGGAAGUUGAUCUUCGCAGUGAGGAAAAUUUAAACGGCUCCUUCGUGAACCGUGAAGGUCUUAGAUAUCACCGCUCUACUUCCUGUAAUGUGUCUCAGGUGUGUUUGAUCCUUGAACAUUCACUUCCUGCUCUAAUUCAGCCUGAUCCUGUUUCCCGGCAUCUCCAAGCACCUGAAGGCCGCAGCGUUUCCUGGGAUCAGACUCUGACCAGGAUCCGUCUCGGACCGCUGAAUGGAAUAAAGCAGCUGGAAGUGAUGCCAUCUUUACACUUUUAUACAAAGCUAAUCUGGUGUAACAGCGGCUUGCUGAGGACGCUCGGUGACAACCAUCUACCAGGUGACCGGUGAACACCUUCAGCAGCAUUUUAACCGCACGCUUCGAUCAGGCUCGCUUCAGAGACCGUUCCCUCGAAGUCUGCAGGUCGAGGACAAGGACGAGAUAUGUGGGAGCAGAGAAGAUGGCGGUGGCGAGGAUCCAGUACCGGGGCCGCUGGCCGAAGGAGCUGAACCUGAACCAGGGGGACCUGGUCCAGGUUCAGUUUAAGGAGGAUGAGGCGUGGUGGUUCGGGCGGCUGAAGAACGGGGAUGAGGGUUACUUCCCCGCCGCCUGUGUGGAGCUGCUGCAGGGUGGAGCGUCUUCCAUAGCCACGCCCACACUGCUGAGGAGAGGUUCAGUACCAGCAGUUGUAUUGACCGCAGGCGCCCCCUGUGGCUGCACGAGCGGUCGCAGCACCCCAAAGCUGCUCAGGAAGAACAGCAUCCGCCGCCCGCUCGGCCUCGAUGGGCCCUCAGUGGCGGCGGCAGGAACGGGAGGCUCCUCCGCGGCUCCUCAGGGGUCUCCGAGCCUCCUCCACCGAGUCCUGGCCAAAUCCAGGAGGAAGAGCUGCCCGCAUCUCACCCACAUCCACCAUCCUACCCCCGAUACCGGUUCCGUGAACACCGCCUUCCAGCCGGACUAGACCCCGAGUUCACUCCUCCUGUUCCUCCUCCUCUGCACGUGACCCAGGAGUCCCAGGGGUCAGGUCCAGGUCGCUGGGAGGCCCUCUUU
Molecule: messenger RNA, 1998 nt
Organism: Haplochromis burtoni (Burton's mouthbrooder)
Lineage: Eukaryota; Metazoa; Chordata; Actinopteri; Cichliformes; Cichlidae
Product: myosin IC heavy chain
Exons: 5
Coding region: 1409-1909 (166 amino acids)
Molecular function (GO): protein binding
Source: RefSeq, a predicted model, not a curated record